Molecule: messenger RNA, 1701 nt
Organism: Caenorhabditis bovis
Lineage: Eukaryota; Metazoa; Nematoda; Chromadorea; Rhabditida; Rhabditidae
Source: the annotation of a GenBank genome assembly
AUGAUCGAUGAUGUCGUCCGACUACUACGAGCUUUCGCAUUGCUGCCAAUGAUCAUCAUGUCGGGCUUCUUGUUAGCAUUUUGCAUGACCAAACCUUCUUCAAAUCGUGGAAAGGGUCUCUCGACGAAAACCGCGAGGAAGCCGUCGCAAACAUGCGUCGCUGUCAAAAUUGAGCCAACCAAGGAUGAGCAUACGGUGAUCAAACUUGGAAGUGGCGAGAAGGAAAAGGAUAAAGAAAAGGAGUCUUCUGGCGAUGUUUCGAAAACCCAACCGUCUUCAUUGAAUGCGAAAUUGAAAACGGACAAUCGAUCGAUUUGGGCGCAUCGAAUCGCGCAGCGGAAAUGCUCGCAAAUAUCGCAAGAGCACAAGGAUAAAAUCAAAGGCUACGUUGCUCCGAAUCAGACGUACAAUGCGUGCGAAGCGAACGCGAUUCUCAAUCGGUACACCGAUGUUCUUUGCAAUGACGCCACUCGAGUGGUCCUCAAAAAUCGGCCCAAUGAUUAUAUUCACGCUUCGUGGAUAAUAACUCCCGACAAAUCGUCAACCUAUAUAUGUGCUCAGGGACCACUUCCCGAGACGAUUAGCGACUUUUGGGCGAUGAUUUACCAAGAGAAAACCAAAAUCGUGUUGAUGCUUUGCAGUUCGUCGGAAGGCGGCGGUGAGAAAUGCGCAACUUAUUAUCCCGACAAGAAGACGGGAAAAGAGAAGUACGGCAACAUGUUGGUGGAGUUUGUCGUCGAAAAAGAGGAGCCGAUCGAGAAUGUGACAUGGACGGUGUUCAACGUCUCGAACGCAGACGACAAAAAAUCGGCGCCGUUCGAAGUGUACCACGUGCUCGUGCCGUGGUGGCCCGAUCAGUUGGCACCAUCCGAUGCGAAGCCAAUGGUGAAGCUCUACAAAUGGGUCAAGGAAAUCAAUACGAAAAACAGUCCGGUGGUUGUGCAUUGCAGUGCGGGUGUCGGCCGAACGGCGACAUUCGUGGGCAUCGAUUACGCGAACAUUCGGAUCAAGCACGACGCCAACAUUGAAUUGAUCGACGUCGUCAAAGAGAUGAGAGCGCUGCGAUAUCAGUCGAUUCAAUCGCAUAUGCAAUUUUUGUUCCUUCACGUGUGUCUCCUCGAAUAUUUCAUCGAGGAGGGAUUCGUCGAACGCGAUGAGAGCAUCAAUAAGUUUAUUGAGCAAUAUCGAUCGCAUGCGCUCAAGAAGUUGGCGAAACGAAAAGAAGAGCAAGAAAGCAACGAGACGCGCUACAAAAAAAAAGAAGCGUUUUUGCCAAUGAUAUCUGGAAACCGAGAUGCAAGGGACCCAAUUUUCGCCGCUCUCAUCGCAAUCAUCUCAUGCUCAUCUCCACUCGAGACCAGUGUUGUGGCUGGCGAGCCGGUGAGACUUCAGAUUCUCAAAGACAGCGAGGGAAUCAAGAAGCUCGUCGAUGAAACAAAACGGGAUUUCUAUCAUUUUUGCACGAAAAACGUCACCAACAACUGCGGUUAUUGGGUCGAUUAUAAGGGCGAUAAAAUUGCCGACGCCAAUAAUGAUGUGAAAGUCGAGAAAAUUGGUGGCGACUAUGUGGCGACUAUUUCGAAUAGUCGCUCGAAAGAUUCCGGCUUCUACACAUAUUUUCCAGUGUCGGAAGACACAUACCCAUGGGUGCACGUUUACAUCAAUGAGCCGCCACCAAGGCCACCAACACUCGUCGCCUAA